GCUUCAACCGACGAGGUAGAGAUCAGACGAGAACAUGCAGAUCAGUGCAGCAGUCAUGAGGAGCCUGGCCAUGGUAGCAAUCAUUGCUUUAUCCAUCUACACUCCAACAGGCGCUGAGAAAGUCAGUCCAUGCUGUGUCGCUGUCUCAAGAUCCAGGGUUGUGGAGCCCAUCCUAGACUUCAAGCUUCAGAAGAAGGACGCUCCAUGCGUUGGCGCUAUCAUCUUUGUGACGGCAAAGAAACAGUACUGCAUUGAUCCAAGACAGUCCUGGGCACAAAAGACAGUUAAAGAUAUGGUGCAGAGCAGGAAAAACGCAACUGUGACUCCAACUUCAUUGUCUCCUCGCCUGACAUCCACCGUGCCACAGAACUCCACCAACAGCAAUUCAAUCCUCAAAAGAAUUUUAUUAAGAUAGACUUCUCAUCCUAUUCCUAUUUCUAUUCCCUUUUAAGAAGUGCUUCCCAUCUCUAAAACUCUAAACCCAAGUUUCAUCCAGUUCUGUAUCUGUUGCAAUACUACUCAUUUAAUAUAUAUAUGUGUCAAAUGUUAAAAAUGGAGUAAUUUAUGCUUUCCUUUUAUUUAUUGUUUGUAUGCAAAUGCUGUUUGGCCUGUAAAGCAAUGUGUAUUUAUUAGAACAUUAUAGAACAAAUGUUAUUUUAUAUUUAUAACCUUUAAAAUGUGCUAUGUAUCUACCCUAAUUUAUUUAACUGUGCUGAAAAUGUUGAAAAAUGUCUAUUGAAAGACAAUAAAUCAAUCUUAUUAACUUAA
Astyanax mexicanus (Mexican tetra) is the source of this 768-nucleotide messenger RNA. RefSeq names its product C-C motif chemokine 24-like. The transcript has 4 exons. Gene Ontology annotation, cellular component: extracellular region. Gene Ontology annotation, biological process: immune response. NCBI's taxonomy places the organism in Eukaryota, Metazoa, Chordata, Actinopteri, Characiformes, Acestrorhamphidae. The coding region runs from base 35 to 415 and encodes 126 amino acids. Gene Ontology annotation, molecular function: chemokine activity. The record is from RefSeq and is a predicted model, not a curated record.